Messenger RNA from Ostreococcus lucimarinus CCE9901, 1830 nucleotides. RefSeq lists its product with no specific name. The transcript has a single exon. Gene Ontology annotation, molecular function: protein binding; protein-lysine N-methyltransferase activity. Bases 1 to 1830 code for a protein of 609 amino acids. Gene Ontology annotation, biological process: peptidyl-lysine monomethylation. The record is from RefSeq and is a predicted model, not a curated record. NCBI's taxonomy places the organism in Eukaryota, Viridiplantae, Chlorophyta, Mamiellophyceae, Mamiellales, Bathycoccaceae.
AUGCGCGGGUACGGGUUGCGGUUUACGCGAGACGCCGCGAGAGGCGAGACGGUGCUGGAGUUGCGCGGACCGCGACAGUUGAUCACCGCGCAGUCGUGCGCGCGAACGCCGGCGUUGGCGGAGUUGGCGAGGUAUUGGCUUCUCGUGCAGUCGUCGGCCGCGGUGCGAACGCUGGUGUCGAGGCAGGAAUUGAGACAAUGGCGAAGAACGCGUCGCGCGAGGGCGCUGGCUCCGUGGGCGAAAAAGGAAGAUUUUGAAGGCGACGGGUACGUCAUCGAUCCGACGAGCGAACAGUUACACUUGACGCUCGAUGAAACGUUGUUGUGUUGCUUUCUCGCGUUGGAGAAGAAAAAGGGUAAAAGUUCGUCGCAUUACGAGUAUUUGAGCAAGUUGCCGACGCUCGAAGAGUAUCAAGCCUUCAUUCCGGCGUACCUCCCGAUGCCUUAUUUCGUCAAUUUAUUCGGAUACGGCGAAAGCAAAGCGGCGUACGGGUACGAGCCUCGGUGCAACGCCGACUUACGUUGGCUGAUUCUCGAGCGUCACCGAAUCGAGCGCGCGGUUGAGCUUACGUAUAGUCAAAUUGUGUCCCAGGUGACGUAUGGAAACUCGUCCAGUCGAGGGCCAACGGGCUCCAGGGGCAAUGAAAUCACGGCGGGGGAGUUUCGGUGGGCGUAUGCGGUUGUCAUGUCGCGUUCGUUUCAGUCGCCGAACCCGGUUUCGAAUGAUCCAUGGCGAGACAUGUUUCGAAGAAUGGACUUUUGCGGCAUCUUCAUGGCUCCCGGAAUGGACUUUGCCAAUCACAAACGACCGCGCGAGGUGUCGUACGUUUCUUCCGACGGCUUCAACGGAAACGGGCAAGUCACGAUGAAGGCGCUUCGCAAUUUUAAAGCCGGCGAGUUCUUGCACAUCACGUACGGAGCCAAAGGGAACACAGAUUUGCUCUUGCGAUACGGGUUUUGUUUCAAGGAGAACGUCGAGCCGGACGGCUCGAGUAACGAUCGGUUUCGCGUCGACAAGGACGAUUUCAGACGAUUCGUGUGCGGCGCGGACGACGAGGGAGCUGUAAAGCAUCAGGAAAUCAUGCUACAGCUGGCGACUACGGCCGAUUACACGUACAAGCCGUUCGUCGAGCUUCUCGACGUGGCGCGAGCGCACUUCGUCGAGGCUGAGCCAAUUUUACUAGCCGACCGCGAAGACGCCGCGCCCACUCGAGACGACGAUGUGUGGGAUCAAGAAGAGGAUGUUUUCGCAGCGAACGGAACAGAUACUGAGGACGAGGAAGAGUACGUCGCGAUGUACGGCGCCGACGAAGAGUCGCUCAAAACGGACUCGUACGACGGCGACGUCGUUUCGCGCGACAAGCACUCGGCGCGCUUGCGCGUCGAAACGAAAGCACUUCGCGCGCUAUCCGAAUAUCUUUCGACGCUCCAGUUGGUCGAACCACCCGAACACGCCGACGCGCUCGCUUUGGGCAAAGCCGACGUCCGCGAGCUCACGUCGUACUCGCACCUGCGCGAGCUCGCGCGAAUUUGGCGCGCGUCCAGACGACGCACGCUCGACGUCUACGCCCUCGCCGCGCACACCCGAGCGGAAAGCUUACUUCGAGACUUCGACUCCGCCGACACGCGUCGCGGGCCGUCGAGUCCGACGGCGCGCGCCGAGUUGACGCCGACGCGCGCGCAACUCCUCGCCUCUCGCGCGCUCGUCGCGCGUCUCGCCGACGCCGCCGACGCGCGCGUCGCCGCCGACGCCCUCGCCACCGCUCGCGCGCGCGUGUUCCGCGCCACCGCCCUCUGGGACUCGGCGCGCGAGCUCCACGGGCAUCCUUAA